UAUUCCAGCUGUGAACUGGCAGUACCAUUGGGAGGGAAGCAGAAACAUGUCACCCUUCUGCUCCAUCGCUGCGGGAAGCACAAACCCCUCUGCCCCUGCCGGGGCUGGCACCCCCUGCCUACAGCACUGGGGCAGAGCCUGCUGCUGCCGUGCUGCGAGCGCGGGGGUUUGGCAGCGGGAUGGAGCAGCGGGACGGAGCUGACGACUCUCGGCGCGCUCUGCAGCGUCUGUGCUGUCCCUCGCCCUCCCACCCACCGGUGGUUACUCAGCAGGCUCCACACGUCGCUGGAAACGAGCCUGUUCUUACCCUGCUCCCGAGGAAGCGGCUAUGACUGUGAUGCUCAAGGACGAGCCUGGGCCUCCCACUGUCCCCUCCCUCAGCAGCACACACAAACUUACCUAAGCUCUUAUCUUCUCGGGCGCUGCCUGAGCAGCUUUUGGUUGGCUGGAGGCUGGAGCGCUGCUGGGGCCCCCUCCCCGCUCUCCCGCCUCCCACCCGAUAUAAAGCGCGGCUCCGCGCCGCUGGAGCAGCCGCCGGCGCAGACCGCGGGCAGGGGGUGCCUGUUUCAGCCCGCUGCCACCCCCGUGAGGAGCCGAUGAGUUGCUGGAUGCCCCGGUGCCCAGCUCUCAGCAUGUGCCGGGGCUUAGCCGCGCUCCCCAUCACUUGCCUGGAAAGAGCCAAGGAUCUGAAGACCCGCUUGGGCAUCCUGCUUCAUAAACCCGAGCUGGGACACAAGAUCGGGAGCUCCAGCAAGCUGCAGCUGGGCUCUAGGCGCAGAGACUCCUCCCAAGAGGUGCUGGAAUGGAGGGAGUCGUUUGACCAGCUCCUCAAGAGCAAAAGUGGGGUAAACGCCUUCCACACGUUCCUCAAGACUGAAUUCAGCGAGGAGAACCUCGACUUCUGGCUGGCGUGCGAGGACUUCAAAAAGACCCGGUCAAAAACCAAGCUAGCCUCCAAAGCCAACAGGAUCUUCGAGGAGUUUGUCCAAAAUGAGGCGCCCAGGGAGGUGAACAUCGACCACGAAACCAGGGAGAUCACCCGCAAGAACCUCUCGGGGGCCACCUCGGCCUGCUUCAACGAGGCGCAGGCCAAGACCCGCACGCUGAUGGAGAAGGACUCCUACCCCCGUUUCCUCAAGUCCGCCUCCUACCAGGACAUGUCCAGGCAGGCCGCCAGCCGUGGCUCCAGCAAGCGCUCGCACACCUGACGCGGGCCCGGCGCGCCGCGGGGGGACGAGCCGGGGCCGGCCACAGGGUGGGACCAGGUUUGCCAGGGCUGAGGCCCGCGUGGCAGGGUUUUGGCUGGAGUUCUGGAAUUUUGGUGGAAUCCCCAGCGCCUCGAGCCGGAUCCGGUGUUCGUCCCUCUCCGCUGGGAGCCCGGAGCCUCCCCUUGCAGCUCGGCCGGAGACCUGCACCACUGCGGGCACGGAAAGAAACCGGGUUUGAGCUGCGAGUCCGGGGAGAAGGACAGGAUUGCCCCAAGCAUCCACAGCCGAAGAGCUCCCAGCUGCUCCCCGACCUGCGGCAUCUGCGGGGCCAGCACGGGGGACUGCCACUCCCACUGCAGGGAAUGGACGGGAUAAAAGCCCCGGGGCUACGUGGCAUUUUCAGCUGGAGGGAUCCUGCGCCUGCCUUCUCCUGAUCCCAAGAUCCUCCAGCUGUAUCCUAUGCAUGCUCUGCAUCGAAGCUUUCCACCUCCUUCCAGUGCAGUGACGCUUUUAUCCCUCGCUUGAGCUCCACGACCUUGAGACUGCACCUAAUCUUAGGUUGAGUGCGUGGCGUUUUACUCCUAUUAUUGUUAUUUAUUUUAUCGUUGUGGUCAUUAUUAUAUCUAUAUUUAUUAGAGGAGCACUGCUGAAAGCACACACGCAUGUCCCUCGCCCCGAGGAGCUUGUAAAUUAAAUUAUUUUAGCUGUUGUAGCACUUAGCAUGCCUCCCACCUUUUCUGUGUAAUGAUUUGAGAGGACCAGACAGAUUUGUAGCACAGUUGUGGAGCAAGGUACGGCGGCAGCAGCAGGGAGAGCUGCCAGAGGACCACAGAGGCAGUGCAAGGAUGCUUUGCAGCCCACGCUGUUUCCUCUCUCCCCUUAAAGGUGUGGGAGGCAUCUCAGCAGCUUGUCCUAGGCAGGGAACAGAGAGGUCAAACAGGCACUUUGGGGAGCAACCCCAUGGAAAACUUGAUUUUCACACAUGGGAGAAAAAACCCUGGGCUUUGCCUGGGUUUAUGAUUUGGCUUGGUGUUCCCUUGGAUGGUGAAACCAGUCUGCAGCCACAGCACUUUACCAGAAACCCGUGGAGUGAGCAAAAUCAGUGCCGUGAAUUCAGUGACUCAGAGGAGUGGCAGGACACAUCAGCCCAGCCCUGGGGGCAGCUCUUCAGAGGGUCCCUCUCAGCAGGAAUUUUGGGGUCCUGGAGAGGUGUGGAUCCCACUUGGCAGCAAUGGUGGCAGCAGCUGCCUGGGUGGGUGAUGUGGAACCUGUGCUGGGAAUGUGCCACCGGCACUGCUCCCUGCUGAGGGCUGCUUUCCAGGGCUCUGUUUAUCCCAAAAGACCAAACCUGGAGAUCCUUAUCCCACUGGUCCUCACUCCUUGCCAGGGGAACUCUCUUUUGCCCCGCUGUCUCAGCAACAGCCAGAGCACAGCAUCCUUUGGGCUUUUCACAGCUGCCUGAGCAGAGCAGGGCACCAAGGACCAGUUUGGGGAUGUUACUCUGAGUGCCCUUCCACCAUCCCCAUCCUGGUCCCACCUCUGAGCCUCUGGCUGUUGUCCUGGCUGUGUUUACAGGGAGAUACCAGCUGCUUUCUUAUUUAUUAUUUAUUUCUACAACUGGAACCGCCCUGGCUGUGUUACUGACGCGAGCGAUGCACAAUGGUCUGUUCUCAUUUCCGACGUGACGUUGUCAUUACAAAAUAAAACGUAAAGAGAAAAACACCCUGACAGCAUGGCCUGGGUCUGUUUUUUUUUUU
Molecule: messenger RNA, 2965 nt
Organism: Prinia subflava (tawny-flanked prinia)
Lineage: Eukaryota; Metazoa; Chordata; Aves; Passeriformes; Cisticolidae
Gene: RGS16
Product: regulator of G protein signaling 16
Exons: 5
Coding region: 597-1208 (203 amino acids)
Source: RefSeq, a predicted model, not a curated record